UGAAACAAGAGAUGGUGAAGAUAGAUCGAUGUGAAAAGUGCAGAUUUGAUCGGCACCGCUGUCCAGCCAAUUGUAGGUAUGCGCAGUUCUUCCCUCUUGGUACAGAUGAUGACUAUAAAGCCGUUCAUAAGGUUUUUGGCGCGAGAAAGUUUCUGAGUAUAGUGGACAGAGCUGACCCAGAACAGAACAUAGCUUCCCAGUCACUGAUUAGACAGGCAAGAGCCAGAGUGGCAGAUCCUGUAAAUGGACUUGGUGGAUCUGCUAUGCAACUCAGAGGCCAGGUGAACCAGCUUCGAGCUGAGCUGAUUUCGGUAGGAAUUCCCAUCCGAGGAGAUAUUGUUCCACAGGAACCACCGAGGAGAUGUUGUUCCACAGGAACCACCGGAGGAAGAACAACCAGUGCAGAACGGGAGAUCUUGUGGGGCUUGCAGGCAUCUGAAAAAAACGUGUCCAUCAAUCUGUCCUCUACGAGCAGUAUUCACUCCUCAAAGGAGUGAUGACCUUGACGAUGUUAAGGCUUUUUACGGCGUUAGGCAAUUUGUCAGUAACAUGAAAAAGGCCCCCCCCCCCCCCCCCCCCCUGAAAACAGGCGAUUGGCAGCUGAGACAAUGGUUCUGGAGGCUAGGGCUUGGUAUGAUUUACCAGGCACAGGAAUUGAAGGACUAGUUAAUAUCCUAAAUCUGCAAGUGCAGAGUCUUCUUAAAAGGAAACCGAACUAGGCCAAGAGGCCUCCUAAGAAGACGUUUUGGUUAAAAUGAAUCUGUUUUUAACAUUACGAAAACGGAGAGAUGAUGUACUGUCGCAUACAAAGGAUUGCAUCAAGUGGAAUGAAGUUGUCUAGAAGCAUUCAUUUCAGUUUUGAAUUCAAAUCUUGUCUGAAGGUCAAAUUUUAUUUUCAUCUCGUAGUUCCAAUGGUAUUAAAAGUUCAUCGACUGAUGCUUCCGUUCCUUUGUCAAAUGUUAUAUAAUUCUACUGCUUUUGUUCUGCUGCUUCUGCUCAUACAAUGGUGCUGCGAGACUCGUUUCUUCUCUUGUUCUUCUGCAGCUUGAAGUGAUGUGACUGUAAGUAACAGGUUUGAAAUGUGUGUUUGUUAUUUUUUACACUUGAAACUUAUUUGUUGUUAUCAGUUUGAGGGUCAUUUGAUUUUGUUUCUAGUUGUUCAUAGUUCAAGCUUUACUCUGUUUGUAAAGGCUCGAGGGGUAUGUAAGAGUAUACUGUCAAUGUUAGUAAAUACAUUGCGUCAGGUAUUUGUAUACCAUUAUAUGAAUUCCAAUUUUACGAACAACAU
Papaver somniferum (opium poppy) is the source of this 1288-nucleotide messenger RNA. RefSeq names its product LOB domain-containing protein 24-like. Lineage: Eukaryota; Viridiplantae; Streptophyta; Magnoliopsida; Ranunculales; Papaveraceae. The record is from RefSeq and is a predicted model, not a curated record. The transcript is spliced from 2 exons. The coding region runs from base 12 to 497 and encodes 161 amino acids.